UAUAAAUCCUGCAUGGUUUGAGAGAGAGAAGGAUAAUCUCUGCCACUCUAGAGAGAGAAAGAGGGGAUGGAUCUCUUGAAGAAAGAGUUGGAGCGCAAGAGGCAGAGCGUAAACUCAGACUUUGGUGGCCGCAAAUUUGCUAAGCGAUCAGAGAUCGAACAGAGAAAGCUCCAACAACUCCGUGAAGAAGAGCAGAACGAGCUCCAAUCCAAAGCCGCCAUUAAAGAGAAAUCUGCCCAAAACCCACAAGUUUCAGGCCAAAAACCAGACGCCCCACCUUCUUUAAUCCCCUCUUCGAAAUCCCAGAACUCUGAUGAGCAAAAGAUUGACGAGCUCGACCUCCCUAGGGCAGAGGUUAUUCGAAGACUGAGAUUUCUCAAACAACCAAUAACCCUUUUUGGUGAAGACGAUAAAGCAAGGCUUGAUAGGCUGAAGCUCCUUCUAAAGGCUGGAAUUCUUGAGAUUGAUAAUGAUAUGACAGAGGGCCAAACCAAUGAUUUUCUCAGAGACAUGGCAGAACUCAGGCAGAGGCAAAAGAGUGGGCUUUUGCAUUCUCGUAAAAAGCGGAAAGAGAAAGAUGGUGUUGAAGAUCGAGAAGGUGGGGGUCAAGGGGACGAUGAGAACAGCGGAGAUGGAGGGUCUUCGGGAAUGGAGGGCGAUAAGGAUUUGAAGAGGAUGAAGAGUGAUUUUAGUGAGCUCUGUGAUGAGGAUAAGAUACUGGUUUUCUUCAAGAGGUUGUUGAAUGAGUGGAACCAGGAGCUCGAGGAGAUGCCUGAGGCUGAGAAGAGGACUGGGAAGGGGAAGGCCAUGGUGGCAACAUUUAAGCAGUGCGCCAGAUACCUGAACCCACUCUUCAAAUUUUGCAGAAAAAAGGUUCUUCCUGAUGACAUCCGUCAAGCUUUGCUAGUAGUGGUGGAAUGUUGCAUGAAGAGAAAUUACUUGGCUGCCAUGGAUCAAUACAUCAAGCUUGCCAUUGGAAAUGCUCCAUGGCCCAUUGGUGUCACUAUGGUCGGUAUCCACGAGCGUUCAGCUAGAGAGAAGAUUUACACAAACAGCGUAGCUCAUAUUAUGAAUGACGAGACGACACGAAAGUAUUUGCAAUCAGUGAAGAGGCUCAUGACUCUUUGUCAGCGAAGAUACCCAAGUAUGCCUUCUAAGGCAGUGGAGUUCAAUAGCUUGGCAAAUGGCAGUGAUUUGCAGUCUCUCUUGUCUGAGGAGAUCACCAACCCAUCUGGAGAGGACAGGCUCAUGCUGAUGCCAGCUCCGAAAGAGAACAGCACACAUAUAUGAGUCGGCCAACCAUGAGAGAGAAUGGCGGUGAGGUAAGCAACGAGAACCAGGAAAUGUGUAGUAAGAGAAUUUUUGGACUAAUUAGGUCUCAUGUACAUGAUGUUUAUGCGUAUAAAAUGACAAGUCUGAUUUGUUCUUUUCGGUUGGAAAAUGUUUUGAUAGGGCUGUAACUGUAUCAAAAUAAGUUAAGCCUCACCUCAAAACUCACAAAAAAUUGUAGCUACUGGUGUCGGAUAACGAUCAAAUCGAUCAUCUCGACCUUGAUUAUUAUGGUUAUGAAAAAAAAUGGAUUUCAAGCUCUUGAAAUAGUGUAUAUUGUAAUACAUUAUCCAAACCAUCCAAUUUCAAGUAUUUAUGGAUCCAUAAGAUCUGUAACAUUUGAUUUGUAACAUUUUUGAGCUGGAAAUUGAUUUUAGAGCUGUCA
Messenger RNA from Amborella trichopoda, 1714 nucleotides. RefSeq names its product splicing factor Prp18 family protein. Gene Ontology annotation, biological process: RNA splicing; generation of catalytic spliceosome for second transesterification step. Gene Ontology annotation, cellular component: U4/U6 x U5 tri-snRNP complex; U2-type post-spliceosomal complex; U5 snRNP. Lineage: Eukaryota; Viridiplantae; Streptophyta; Magnoliopsida; Amborellales; Amborellaceae. The record is from RefSeq and is a predicted model, not a curated record.